Molecule: messenger RNA, 1277 nt
Organism: Candoia aspera
Lineage: Eukaryota; Metazoa; Chordata; Lepidosauria; Squamata; Candoiidae
Gene: TPI1
Product: triosephosphate isomerase 1
Exons: 7
Coding region: 50-796 (248 amino acids)
Biological process (GO): glycolytic process; gluconeogenesis; glycerol catabolic process
Cellular component (GO): cytosol
Molecular function (GO): triose-phosphate isomerase activity
Source: RefSeq, a predicted model, not a curated record
UUCUGGACUCCUUCGAAGCUUCUGAGCGGACGGCCCGGACGCCUCCAUCAUGGCACCGAGGAAAUUCUUCGUGGGCGGGAACUGGAAAAUGAAUGGCGACAAGAAGAGCCUUGGGGACCUCAUCCAGACUCUCAACGAGGUUAAGGUCCCUGCAGAGACCGAGGUGGUUUGUGGUACACCUUCCAUCUACCUUGACUUUGCCCGUCAGAAACUUGAUGCCAAGAUUGGGGUGGCUGCACAGAAUUGUUACAAGAUGUCUAAAGGAGCUUUCACAGGGGAAAUCAGCCCAGCCAUGAUAAAAGAUGUUGGUGUCACCUGGGUGAUCUUAGGACACUCUGAGAGAAGGCAUAUCUUUGGCGAGUCAGAUGAGCUCAUUGGACAGAAGGUGGCCCAUGCCUUGUCUGAAGGGCUCGGGGUCAUUGCUUGCAUUGGAGAGAAACUUGAUGAGCGAGAGGCUGGUAUCACAGAGAAGGUGGUAUUUGAACAGACCAAGGCUAUUGCUGACAACGUGAAGGACUGGAGUAAAGUGGUUCUUGCCUAUGAGCCAGUUUGGGCCAUUGGAACUGGUAAAACUGCAACUCCCCAGCAGGCUCAGGAAGUUCAUGAGAAAUUGAGGAACUGGCUGAAGACCCAUGUUUCUGAUGCUGUUGCACAGUCAACUCGAAUCAUCUAUGGGGGUUCUGUUACUGGUGCCAACUGCAAAGAAUUGGCCUCUCAGCAUGAUGUAGAUGGCUUCCUUGUUGGCGGGGCUUCCCUGAAGCCUGAAUUUGUAAACAUCAUCUGUGCAAAACAGUGAAACCUACUCUACAGAAUCUGUAAUUUAAAAAAAGGGGGUGGGGGGAGAACCAACCCUAGCUGGAAGAGAAAUACUGUAAAAGAUACACUGCACUCAAGUGAAAUGGCCUCACCCUCAAUCCCUUUUCCCACUUUUGCUAUUAAUCAUUCAAUUCUGCUGUUAAACAUGAAUGCCAAUAUAUUAAUAUUGUGUUCCCUCAUAAAAGCAAUACGUUGUUCGCUUCCUCUGCACUUGUGAGUGGGACUUCCUGCCUUGCUCUUAGUCCCUAUAAGCUAGUCAGGGGCCUGUUUUCUUUCCACUCUGUUCUUUCCACUCUCUAAAAUAUUGCUCUAGAGGGCCACCUCCCUUGCUAAGGAAGGGGUCUACUUCAUGGUUCAUCUAAUUUGGAUUCAGUGCCUGGUGGCUUGUAUUGCCUGUAAGUGGUAUAUUUCUUCCAUGUCUCCUAGACCAUCAGUAACUAGAAAUAAACAAAUGGAAAGUA